Carica papaya (papaya) is the source of this 2009-nucleotide messenger RNA. RefSeq names its product fasciclin-like arabinogalactan protein 17. Lineage: Eukaryota; Viridiplantae; Streptophyta; Magnoliopsida; Brassicales; Caricaceae. The record is from RefSeq and is a predicted model, not a curated record.
ACGACAACACUCUUCCUCUCUCUCUCUCUCUCUCUCAACUUUCUUCUUAUGUCCUUUCCCUGACCCGACCCGACAACCACCUCUCUCCAAUACCCACAAACCGACGCCAUUAACGCACUUCUACUUUUCCCUUCAUUUCUGCUUUUCGCAAAUUCCAAACCACACACCAUCCUCCAGAGGUUAGUCCAAGUAAAGAGACUAUCACAUUCACAUUAAUCGCAACACUGGUUUUUUUCUCUUCUCUAUCUUUGAGCACCAUGGAUUCACACAUCUAUGGUGUCUCCAAGCUCUUACUCUUCGUUUUCUUGGUCUCGUUUUCGUUUACCGAUGCUGCAUUGCAGCAAAACCGAUCGUCGUCUUCUAAGUCGCAGCUCUCAGCUUCUUCUGCUUCGGGUCAAAUCAACUCCAACUCUGUCCUCGUCGCUCUCCUUGACUCUCAUUAUACUGAGCUCGCUGAGCUUGUGGAGAAGGCUCUCCUUCUCCAGACUCUCGAAGAAGCUGUCGGCAAGCAUAAUAUUACCAUCUUUGCGCCCAGAAAUGAGGCCUUGGAACGCGGGCUUGACCCCGAGUUCAAGCGGUUCUUGCUUGAACCCGGCAACCUGAAAUCUCUUCAGACUCUCCUGAUGUUUCACAUUCUUCCGAAGAGAAUCGGCGCCGAUGAAUGGCCCGGUGAUAAGUCCGGUUCCAUGAAGCAUCAGACUCUCUGGAGCGACCACCUUCACUUGACCAGCAAGGCAUCCGGGAAGAGAACUGUUGAUUCGGCGGAGAUUGUCCGACCCGAUGACGUCAUCCGUCCCGACGGCGUCAUCCAUGGGAUCGAGAAGCUGCUUGUUCCCCGGUCUGUGCAGGAAGAUUUUAACAAGAGGCGGAACUUGCGGUCCAUAUCUGCCGUCCUUCCUGAGGGUGCCCCUGAGGUGGAUCCACGGACUCAUCGGUUGAAGAAACCGGCUGCACCAGUUCCUGUUGGAGCUCCACCGGUGCUUCCGAUCUACGAAGCCAUGGCACCGGGUCCUUCACUAGCUCCGGCGCCGGCUCCCGGACCUGGCGGACACCAUCAUCACUUCGACGGUGAGAGCCAGGUGAAGGACUUUAUUCAGACCCUGUUGCAUUAUGGAGGCUACAACGAAAUGGCAGACAUAUUGGUCAAUCUCACCUCCCUGGCGACAGAGAUGGGCCGAUUAGUGUCAGAAGGGUACGUGCUAACAGUGCUGGCACCUAAUGAUGAAGCCAUGGCAAAGCUCACCACCGAUCAACUGAGCGAGCCCGGUGCACCGGAGCAGAUUAUCUACUACCACAUCAUACCCGAGUACCAGACUGAGGAGAGCAUGUACAAUGCGGUGAGGAGAUUUGGAAAAGUGAGGUAUGAUACUCUGCGGUUGCCCCAUAAGUUGGUGGCUCAAGAGGCAGAUGGGUCGGUCAAGUUCGGGCACGGCGACGGGUCAGCAUAUCUGUUCGACCCGGAUAUUUAUAGGGAUGGAAGGAUUUCGGUGCAGGGAAUUGAUGGUGUUUUGUUCCCGGAGGAGGAGACUGAAACUGUGAAAAAACCGGCGGCUGUUAAAAUUGCUACCAAGCCAAGAAGAGGGAAAUUGCUGGAAGUAGCUUGUAGAAUGCUUCAAACUAUUGGACGGGAUUCGCAGUUUACUACAUGUCAAUGAAGAUACACAAAUAAAGUCUCAAGAUGAACAUGAAACCCUGUAAACAGUCAAAGAGUUGUAGGAAGAAGAAUCUUUUGGUGUAAUAGAAGAAAGAAAGGGAUCGCUUGUAAUGGCUUGAUUUCCUGAAAAUCCCAGAAAGCAGAUAAGGGAGAGCUUGUGGGUUUAUUUUGUUAUAAAUACUGUAAUUACAUAUCAUUUUUUAAUUAUUUCAUUAUGUAAGAUUCACUGUCACUGUAUGCAUGAACAACCAUGUAAGUCUUUCUUCCUGUUAUUCUUCAUAUCACGGGUUAUGUCCUUUUUUUUUUUGCCAGUUUGUGCAUCGGAUGCUUGUGAAUCAAAUUUGGACCUUGUCUA